AAAGAAAGAAAGGAGGAUGAGGACCCGGAUGCUGAACCGGAUUGUGUAUGAAUUUUCCAUCCCCUCGCUUGAGGCGGGGAGGAGGAAGGGGUGGCCUAGUGGGGCGGAAGGGGGCAUCUGAGCGAGGAGGAAGCAGAAGCCUCACCGUUUCUCCCCGCUGCGGGCUCUGUGCUAGCACUGUUAAUGUUUGCAGCUCUCUGCCCAGCCGCUGUGGAAAAUCGGCCUCGAAGUGAUUCACAUUCACUGCUUGUGUUGGGCAGCUUCUUUCAGAUCCCAUCGCUCCCCAGAGUUUGAGUGGAAGGAUUCAGUACGCGCUUCACAUUUGUAUGUCUCUGUUUAGCCAUUCUAAAGUCAGGCCCUUCUCUUUACAAAGAGAAAGCGUUUCUAUGGGUUGUUCACUUUUUAUAGCAAGGUUGUGUGCCUUGGUUUCAUCGUCUAAUGCGUUAGAAGGCGCUUUCAUUUCUUCAUGGAUAUUGAGCGCCGACCCUGUGGAAACACUGGGGUUGCCUCUGCCUUCGCAGACUUGCGCCUGGCCAGACGGACAGACGCUGAACGAAACAAUGAAAUUACCGGAGUGACAGUGCCACAGAGCAGAGUUCCGCGGUGAUGGGAGAAUGUGAACUAGGGAAUUUGGCUUAUUUAGGGAAGGAGAAGGCUUUCUUGAGCAAGUGAGGAUCGAGCUGAGAGCUGAAGGGCUAGCAGGAGUUAACUAAGGAAAGAGAAAAGGAAAAGACAUUCCAGACAAAAAGGCUAAUUUGUCGGAAAGCCUUGUGGCCAAAGUGGGCUUUUCCAGUAUGAAGAACUGACCCUGCAGAGAUUAGCUUUGAAGUUUAAAUCCAAUGGAGAAGACUCAAGAAACAGUCCAAAGAAUUCUUCUAGAACCCUAUAAAUACUUACUUCAGUUACCAGGUAAACAAGUGAGAACCAAACUUUCACAGGCAUUUAAUCAUUGGCUGAAAGUUCCAGAGGACAAGCUACAGAUUAUUAUUGAAGUGACAGAAAUGUUGCAUAAUGCCAGUUUACUCAUCGAUGAUAUUGAAGACAACUCAAAACUCCGACGUGGCUUUCCAGUGGCCCACAGCAUCUAUGGAAUCCCAUCUGUCAUCAAUUCUGCCAAUUAUGUAUAUUUCCUCGGCUUGGAAAAAGUCUUAACCCUUGAUCACCCAGAUGCAGUGAAGCUUUUUACCCGCCAACUUUUGGAACUCCAUCAGGGACAAGGCCUAGAUAUUUACUGGAGGGAUAAUUACACUUGUCCCACUGAAGAAGAAUAUAAAGCUAUGGUGCUGCAGAAAACAGGUGGACUGUUUGGAUUGGCCGUAGGUCUCAUGCAGUUGUUCUCUGAUUACAAAGAAGAUUUAAAACCACUACUUAAUACACUUGGGCUCUUUUUCCAAAUUAGGGAUGAUUAUGCUAAUCUACACUCCAAAGAAUAUAGUGAAAACAAAAGUUUUUGUGAAGAUCUAACAGAGGGAAAGUUUUCAUUUCCUACUAUUCAUGCUAUUUGGUCGAGGCCUGAAAGCACCCAGGUGCAGAAUAUCUUGCGCCAGAGAACAGAAAACAUAGAUAUUAAAAAGUACUGUGUACAUUAUCUUGAGGAUGUAGGCUCUUUUGAGUACACUCGUAAUACUCUUAAAGAGCUUGAAUCUAAAGCCUAUAAACAGAUUGAUGCACGUGGUGGGAACCCUGAGCUAGUAGCCCUAAUAAAGCACUUAAGUAAGAUGUUCAGAGAAGAAAAUGAAUAAUGUUAAGCCAUUCUGGAUUGGGCCUCAUAGCUUAUUUUAGUUAAUCACUUUUUUGUCGUGUAGUCUAUCACCUUUUAAAAAUUUUGGUCCAAGCUGUUAUUCCCCAAAAACUGAGUCAAUAGGUGAGUAGGGGUGAUGCAAGUGAUUCUGUUUUAAUUUAGAAAAACCUCUAUACAGAUAAUCAAAAGUCAGAAGAAUCAAGCCGCAGUUAUGUAGGUCUCAUUUGAACAUCAUAAUUACAGUGGGAGGACACUGUCACCAACUCUGCCCUACUACCAUCAAUGUUGUGUUUAUUCUGUCAAUAAAAAAGACUCAUUUCCAGGAA
Messenger RNA from Cebus imitator (Panamanian white-faced capuchin), 2067 nucleotides. RefSeq names its product geranylgeranyl diphosphate synthase 1 (gene GGPS1). Bases 840 to 1742 code for a protein of 300 amino acids. Gene Ontology annotation, molecular function: prenyltransferase activity. The transcript has 4 exons. NCBI's taxonomy places the organism in Eukaryota, Metazoa, Chordata, Mammalia, Primates, Cebidae. Gene Ontology annotation, biological process: isoprenoid biosynthetic process. The record is from RefSeq and is a predicted model, not a curated record.